AUGAAUACCAUACCUUCAUUCAGAAGUAGAACCAUCGCAAUUCCAGUUAAUCUUAGAGACUCACUAUCAUGCCUCGAUGUUGUGUGGUCUGAUAAGUUUGAGACUGAAGACAUUAACCCUGAAGAAGCAAGGAAGCAUGAGGCUGACUUUCUUAAAGGAGCCCCACCAAAGUGGCUGAAUUUAGCAGAGGAUGAAAACUCACCUUUAGUCAAGAGAGAUGGCUUUAAUGAUUUAACACAGUUAAUUAAGAGGAAAAAUAGAAAAAGCUGUCUGAUCACCGAUGUUUCUUUACAAUACCAGCCUGGCAGCGGAGGCUCAACUCUCGCCAUGCAGGUGCUUUGGGAUUUCCGGAAAGAUCUCAGAUGUGCCAGAGUGAUCGAUUCAGAUCUAGACACCAAAGAGCUGUCGAAACAAGUGCUGGACCUUUUUCUGCUGUCUAAUGAACAACAUGCAAAACAAGAUCGGCAAACGGUGCUGCUGUUACUGGACACCAAGAGAAAGACGGACAAUCUCAGAUGUGCCAGAGUGAUCGAUUCAGAUCUAGACACCAAAGAGCUGUCGAAACAAGUGCUGGACCUUUUUCUGCUGUCUAAUGAACAACAUGCAAAACAAGAUCGGCAAACGGUGCUGCUGUUACUGGACACCAAGAGAAAGACGGACAGUAAUCUCCGAGAAGACCUGAUUGAAGAAAUCCAUAAGAGGGGCAUCAAUAGAAACUCUCCAGUCGCGAUCAUUUUGAACUGCAGGACUGCAGACUUUACUCUCACCGACACACUGAUUCUCAACAAAAAACCCUCUGAAGAGCAAAUUAGACGAUUAAAGGAAAAACUUCUGCAACAGAUCCGACUACAGAGAAAAAGCCAAAGGAAAGUCGCAACCAUAAAUCUGUUGUACCAUAAAGACAGCGACGGAUCAACACUAGCCAGUGAAGUACUGAGAGACUUGAGGGAAGAGUUCACAUGUGAAACCCUGACACAAUCAUUCAAAACAGAUAUCGCUGCAAAUAAAGACAAGUGUGCAAAAGAGAUUGAAAAUACAGCAAAUGAACUGCUCGGAAUAUAUAAAACACAUAAAAACACUGUGCUUCUCCUGUUAGAUAACAAAGGUGAAAAGCCAGUACGCUACUUAUUAAAGAGUCUGCAGUUAAAGCUUAAGCGCGCUAAUCAAACUGACCAUCCUGCAUUCAUCAUUAUCAAUGCGUAUCAGAAAAAUGUUGUUCGAGCGCCAAGCGAUGUGAAACUGAAAAUGGAGCUCUUACCACAUGAGAAGGAGACGUUUGCUCAGAAGAAGCUUCAGCUGGAAAGUAAACAGAUGGAAAUGUCACAGAAGUUUCUUGCCUUUAACAUCAUGCAGAGAGGUUUCCAGAAAGAGGAUGCAGAGAAACUGAUCACACAAAAAAUGGUGAAUCAUAUUGAAAAGGACACAAAGUCCAGCAGCACAAGACUUCUCAGUUUUUUGGCUUUGAUAAACUCGUAUGUCCCAGGUUCACACUUGUCGAAGCUUGUCUGUGAGGAUUUCAUUAAAGAAGAAGAAUGGUCCACUGAUGAAGGAAAACCUUUGCUGGAAACGAUAAUGAAGCCUUCCGAGGAUCUCCUAGUAACAUACUCAGAAGGAGAACAAGAAGACCAAUGCAUUUGUCUGGCUCAUCCAAUGAUUGCUGAUGCCUGUCUAAAACUGUUCACUGAGCACAAUCAUGGUGAACUCUUGAUUCUUUUGCUCUUUUGGCCUGAUGAAGCACAGCCAGGAAUCACAAACCCUCCAAACCUUGAAAAGUGUCUCAGAAAAAUGCAUCCUUCAUACAAGAAGAAGUAUCAGAAAUACCUCCGCGGCCGCUACCUGGUGCCUCUGUUCUUCUUUGGGAAAGAGAAAGGUUUGCAGAGACUGGUUCACACCUCAAAACUACAUCAAACUGAUCUGGAGCUCCUCACUGAAGGGGAUGAACGUGUAGAAAUCAAAGAUCUUCCACGCAUCAAUGGGCAAGUCAGAAAACAUAAAGUGUUUGCUAUUAGAAGAAAGAAACAGAUUCCAGUCACUCCUCGCGAUCCGUCCAGUGUGUGCAAACCAGGCCAGGUGUCUUUCUACCUGGGCUUCACCAUCAGCGGACCAGUUGCCUACAACAUCAGAUAUGAAAAGAACCCUUUCAGGGGCGCAAAUUAUUAAAUGAAGACAGACAG
Molecule: messenger RNA, 2174 nt
Organism: Sinocyclocheilus grahami
Lineage: Eukaryota; Metazoa; Chordata; Actinopteri; Cypriniformes; Cyprinidae
Product: sterile alpha motif domain-containing protein 9-like
Exons: 4
Coding region: 1-2160 (719 amino acids)
Cellular component (GO): cytoplasm
Source: RefSeq, a predicted model, not a curated record